Desarmillaria tabescens is the source of this 1260-nucleotide messenger RNA. RefSeq lists its product as uncharacterized. NCBI's taxonomy places the organism in Eukaryota, Fungi, Basidiomycota, Agaricomycetes, Agaricales, Physalacriaceae. The transcript is spliced from 11 exons. The record is from RefSeq and is a predicted model, not a curated record. Bases 1 to 1260 code for a protein of 419 amino acids.
AUGGUCUACUCCGGCAAUCCUACAGAGCUUCUAUCACUCUUAGAGUACAAGGAAACACCCUUAAAUGGAGAAGGAGGCACGGCAACCAGAGUUACUACCCCGAGGCCUAAUGUCGGAGUGUGGGAGAGAGAGAUCGACUGUGACAAUUGGAUCGACAUCUGUAACGAGUCGGACAGCAGGCACAAGCGGAGGCGAAUUUUCACUCAUCAUUGGGUGGUCGUUAGCAUCCUCAAAUCUGCACUGCCCAACAACGAAAUGCCGUAUUAUCCACGCACGGGGAACUGGUUACUGUUACCCAUCGUUGUCAGAACUAGGAGGAUCUAUUCCCAAGCGUCGAGUAUCAAGCUAGAACCGAAUCCAAAGCUGCGAAUCCACAGCUUUGGGGGUGGCGUUGCGAACACUGAAAAACGUGAUCGUGGUUGGUGGUGGAAUCUAGACUGCACUGCCACAAGGCUCAGUAACUCAAUUAAACUUCCAUGUCGUACUACCGCGGUCCGACCUCAACCAGAUUUCGUCCUAGAUCAUGAUGUACGGCAAGUGAAAUACGAAAAUACAUCUGAAGCACUCACAGCUAGAGACAGUUCCAAAACUGCUGGCAGGGCCGACUUUUUCCAACGGAAGCCAUUGUUAUGGCCUCCGAUCUCCCCGACAACCCGCUUAGCUCUUCCGACGGCGCCAAAAGGCCGCUUGAGCAUUAUCAAUGCUGUGAUUUCUCUACCCGGCUACCUCAACGUUUUCAAGAAUGGAGUUUGCUGGUGGAUACAUACGCCAUGUUUCAUACUAAGCAACGCGCCACCUGAUAUCAUAGAGCUUUUCCUUGGUCUUAUCCAGGACACUCGUGGGAUAUGCCUGUCAACGGCGCGGCUGGCUAUACAGAGUCUCCAGAGGCAUAUACUUGCCAGACAUCCCAGGGACGAAAGGGGGCGUAGAAGCCCUGGCAUCGCCUCUAGAGAAGUCGGGUGCAUUCACGGAGACUGGCAACCCAAAACGGCCCGCCCUUACGACCUACGCUGGAUGAGGAAGAGCUCGCACCAGAAGACUGGCUGGGAGAUCAUAGCCUGGAGUGAGGGGGGAAAUCCCGGGUUGAAAAGUGUCAGAGGAAAGAUGGCAAUGCUGACGGACUCUGAGAACAUCAAGGGAACUCGUUCCAUGCAUAUAAACCCGUGCCCCGUAGCCCAAGCUAUGGUGGGUGUCGACUCCCCUGGGUACCACAAACUUGACAUGCGAAGACACGAGAAAACUAUACUACUGAAGAACUGA